Molecule: messenger RNA, 1950 nt
Organism: Malania oleifera
Lineage: Eukaryota; Viridiplantae; Streptophyta; Magnoliopsida; Santalales; Ximeniaceae
Product: BTB/POZ domain-containing protein At3g05675-like
Exons: 3
Coding region: 463-1755 (430 amino acids)
Molecular function (GO): protein binding
Source: RefSeq, a predicted model, not a curated record
AAAAGGUCACUUCGGUCAUGUCCAGCUGCAUUCCCACUACCCAUUUCUCAUCACUCUGCAAAACCCAAACCCUAAUGUCGUCCCUUCUACUUAAAUCCAUCUGUGUCUGCAUUUACCGUUCAUUAAACAUCUUUGCGUAAGGAUAUUCAUUAACCUUUUCUCGAUUUUUUUCCCCAGAUUGGUGCAAAAUAGGUUCUCCACGGUUGAAGAAUUGAGGCCAGGUCAACGAAUGACUGUUUUUAAGGAACACGUUUGUUAAUUCUUUGGGGAAAAAUAUGAAGUCAUCAAGAUGAUGCGUUUGAAGCAAGAAAAGCUGAGCUUUAAUGUGAUGCAAGCAGCAUGCAUUUGCAGUUUUUACCUGUUUUUACUCUUCCUCUCGCCUAGCUUUUGAGCUUCUUGUCAAUUUGGAGAGAGGUCUUUCACUUGCUUAAAGCAUGACUUUUGCUAUAUUUUCUUUCACACAUGGACAAAGCUGCAGUAUUAAAGUGUUAUGAACUUGGUGACCGGAAUACUAGUGAUAUCACUGUUAGCUUGAGAAACAAAGAAGGAAAACCAGAAUGGUUCUUUUCACACUCUUCCAUUCUCAUAAAAAAGAGCAAAUUCUUCGCAGAUCGGCUUUCCCAUCCUUGCUGUACUUGCAUUGAGAUUCACUGCUCAGAUGUUGAUUAUGAUCAUCAUGUUAACCUUCUGAGGUUGCUUUAUCUCCCCACUGAGUUACUUCCAUACUCCUUGGAUUCUGUUCGAUCUGCUGUUGGUAUUCUUGAGGUUGCAGUUGCCUUCCAUUGUGAAGAGAUCACACAGAGCUGCAUUGAGUUCUUGGAGGCCAUACCUUGGGAGGACAAGGAAGAGGAAGAAAUCUUAAAGACAGUUUUAAAGCUGGGUCCAAUAGCAAUGCCCAUAUUAGCUAGGAUCCUGCCUGUAGAUUUGAGUGCCACAAAAAGCGUAUUUGUCUCUGCAGUCCGAUUUGCCACAUCCACUGGUGGCUCAUGUCUUCCAUUUGGAGAUGAGCUCAAAACCUCUGCUCGAGAACAAGUUGAAUACAUGCUAGGGGAAGAUGAAGACAUGCCACUGGUUACAGCUGAUGAAGAAGUAAAAUCGGAGGUAAAAUUGGGUCUUUCCCAGAUUUUUUCCUCAUUCGAAAAGGAAUUGUCUUCCCUCCUGUUGGAGUCUGACGUUCCCUCUGAGGCAACAGAGAACAGAAUACUGCAGAGUCUAGCAGAUCUAGAAUGGGUGUGUAGCAUCCUUCCCAAAAUGGAUUUGAUGAAGGAUUUUGUUUCCAACUGGACGGAAACCUCUGGUAGUAUUUUGGGGGUGGUGGAAGAUGAGAAGCUUGAUUCUCUGAUGUGGGGUUUGAAAGUAAAGCUAAUCGAAGUUACCGGGAAGGUCCUGGAGGCAGUUGGGUACGGAAAUGUGAUUCUCCCAGCAACUUCUCGGGUUCAACUGCUGAAGACGUGGCUUCCUUACAUAAGGAAGAUGAAGCCUCUUCUGGAUUUGAAGGUCUCUGAGGAGAUGAAUUUUCCAUACAAGAUGGAUGAAGACCUUUGCCAGAGCAUUGAGGGGGCAAUUGUCUCUUUGUUACUGGCAUUACCAUCAAAUGAUCAAGCUGAUAUUUUGGCAGAUUGGAUUAAAACAGAGCAAGUUAGGUAUCCUGACUUGAGUGAGGCAUUUGAGGUCUGGUGUUAUAGAACCAAGUCUGCAAAGAGAAGAUUGGUGGAGGGGCUGAGCAGAGUAGGGGAUACCACCAUCAGCUUGUAAUUUGCUGCUCUGAUUUUUUGUUGUGAGUUCAAAUAUAUCAAGUGGGAUGUACUAUGAUGAUUGAUGCCUCUACUGUAUGCUGGAUUACUGACUGCCAAGCUGUAAUUUAUUUGUCUCAUUGCCUAGUCUUUAUUGUGAAUGUUUGAAAAGCCUUUGGAAAAAGCUCAGUUGCGGUUCUUGUAUUUUUUUGAAAAA